Messenger RNA from Aaosphaeria arxii CBS 175.79, 1964 nucleotides. RefSeq lists its product as uncharacterized. NCBI's taxonomy places the organism in Eukaryota, Fungi, Ascomycota, Dothideomycetes, Pleosporales. The record is from RefSeq and is a predicted model, not a curated record. The transcript is spliced from 2 exons. Bases 120 to 1592 code for a protein of 490 amino acids.
CCUGAAUUCCUCCCAACCUUCUCGCGUGCUUCUUCACUUGUGGCUUCAACGUGGUUGUGCUCAAGGUUCUCGACCAAUAGGAGCUCGGUAUCAAACGUGCUAGGACAUUCGCAGCCAGAAUGAGACGUUCCGCUUCCAUGAUGAUGCUCUCCGCAGCACCUACUGGCGUGCUGGGCCAGUAUUCGGUGAACACAUCUCCAACAACUACCGUCACUCCAUACUAUCCCGACGUAACCUCCACCCCGAUCGAAUCACCAUGCGAGACAGAAACGCCAGUCAACUCUCCUACCGUUAUUACGAAGAUCUACGGAGAAACAUACGAUACAACUACAAAGAUUCCAUUCGCCAGUAGUUUCGUUUGGCCCAAGCCUGCGAACUCAACCAGUCUGAGCUCUCUUGCUUCAGCACUGCCAACUUCAACAACAUCACAAUAUGAAGAGACACCUUGUGAGCCUAAAUCGACUGCUGAGCCUUACCCGGUCUCUUCGGUAUCUACGCAGCCCAAUCCCAUUCCGACUCCUUCAAGCGCAGCAUAUCCAUUGCCGCCCAGCUCGCUCGCCGAGCCCUAUCCUGCUCCAUCAUCCUCAGCUACCUACAUCAUCCCUUUUCCACUUCCAAGCUCAGAGACCAGCGCGGAUCCAGUCCCCUCGUCAACAGAAACUGUCGUCAUUCCAUUUCCGCCGGUACUCACAACGAGCUUAUAUCCUUCAGUCACGGUGACGAUCGUUGUCCCUCCGCCGGCUUCUUCUGUUCCAGGCUCAUAUCCUACACUGCCUACCUCGGAGACUAUCAUUGCUCCUCUCCCUUCUACGUCACUGCCAAUCAGCUACCCAGUGCCGUCGGGGUCGGAUACAGUGGUCGUCCCUGUACCUUCGAGUUCAGCUCCAGUCACAGAUUCAGUACCGCCUGUCUCGCAGACUGUUGUCCCUCCUCCCGCGAGCACCACUGCCGCCUCAUACCCCGUCGUAUCAAACUCAGAGACAGUUGUUGUUCCUGUGCCUACAUCUUCUUCGUUGGCAUCGAUUCCUCUCCCUGGAACGACUGAUACCGCCGCCGCCCCCACAUCUACUCUACCGGGAACUUCGUCUCUCCCAGCGCCUCCAGAAUCAACGGCAUCAUCAGCAGUCAUUCCAUCCUCCCAAGGAACGGCUACGACUCCUAUCCCUACAUCUGCUCCCACAUCCGCCGUCGUCACAGCAUCGUCUUCGGCUACUAGACCCGACGUCUCCAGCGCUCUCUCAUCUCUCAUAUCGAGCCUCUCCUCCGUCUUCUCCGAAGCCUCAAGUCUAGCCUCCGAGACCGCAUCAACAGACCUUCCUUCUACAGCGUCGACACCUGCAUCCGUCGUAUCAUCUUCAUCAUCGGUAGUGCCAACCAGCGUCACCGUGGCCGCCACAUCAGGAUCCACCUCCGGCACCUCAGCAACCCCAUCUUUCACGACAACCACAACCGCAGCCUCCACCUCCCCAACCUCAACCGAUGUCCCACCCGCCCCCAACGCCCCCGGCGCAGCCACAGGCCUGACCUCCACCCGCAACAAAGAGCGCGUAUGGUGGCUCGCCUUCCUCGUGCCGCUCCUCCUCGCCGCAUGAUGAGCUAGCUUCCUCGUCUCGCGGUACUGUAUUACGAUUACUGUAUUCCCACGAUUAUGUUUCACGUUCUUCAGACCUAUUUAAUGUGUUGGUCUUUAUUUCCUAUUUCUGUGUACCCUCCUGGGGUACGGCAUGUUGGCGAUUAUUUUGCGAUGGAUAUACCUUAGAUCAUCAUUUACCGGUGGCUUUAGAGCUACCGGCCAUAUUGGCGUUGUGUUCUUUUCGGCAUCAUGGUGUUUGGGUAUAGGCAUGGGCGAAUGAUGGGAAAUGAAUGUGUUGAUGGACAAUCUUGGAUGGACAAUGGAUAUAGUUGGACAAUGGGUAUGGAUGUUUACAUGGUAUAUGUAAUUGAUAGUCAGAUAGUGAUCGGAA